AUGUGGGAGUCUCAAACAGCUCCGAGGUCCUACCUUCAAGCUCAACUCUUCAGUUGGAAUCUUGAUUUGAUUGGUCAACCUUGGAGAGUGAAUGUCUUGCCGGCCACGACUUGCGCAUCUAAGUCUUUCUCAUUUGGAAAUGAUGUAUCGUUAUCGACUGCAGGAUUGAUCAAUUCCUUCACCAUACAAUCUGUUGACGCGUUCUACAAUCAGAAAACAUCUGGAGGUGACUUUUAUACUGUGCGAAUUUAUUCUUGUUGUGGUCCAGAAAUUACUCGAGGAAACGUGAAGGACUCAGGUUCUGGACAAUAUUUCGUCAAUUACACGGCAAUCACUUUGGCUGGGACUCAUUCUAUCUACGUUCAGCUCGUUACAGGUGGAGGACUGAUCGCGACGUAUUAUGACAAUUACAUGAUGCGAAAUCCAAAGAAGAGCAGCGUUGACCCAUACUUAGCUUUGAAUUCUGAAAACGACUUCUUGAAUCCUUCUUUGACAAGUAGUCAAUCGUUCUCUGUGCGCUGGAGUGGGUAUAUUCAGUUGAAGUACGUAUCAGUCUACACUUUCCAGUCGUUGGUUGGUGGAGCCGACGAAAGAGUCAAAGUUUGGAUGGACAACUCAAUCAUUAUUGAUCAAUGGGUGUCCAUUAAUUCCUUGAGUCCCAGUGCAACGGUCCUUUCAAAAUCGGCGAUCACUCCAUUCUUGCCGAUUGAGGUCAAAUAUCGACAAAUUUCUGGCAGUGCCAAAUUUGAAUUCCGAUGGUCAUACUUGCAAAACCCGUUCAGAAUUGUGCCUUCCACUGAUCUAUUCCAAGCGUACACCCUGCUGGGCUUUCCUGCUCCAAUUCGGAGCAAUUCGCAGUUUCCUUGCGCUUCCACCAGUCAAGCGUUUGGGUUGGGUCUGACUUUGUCAAGAGUUUGUUCUGAGACCAGCUUCACAAUUAUCGCUCGGGAUGCCUACGGGAACACAAUCUCUGAUGACCAAGCUGUAUGGCUUGUUCGACUCACUAAUGCACCAAACUUCCAGUAUCAGCAAGAAUCCAGUCGAACCACCUACUCGUCUGUUACCUGGACCAAUUUUGGGUACUAUGAAGUGUCAUAUGUGGGCCAGAGCUCGGGAGAUUGGAUCUUCGUUUCCUUAUUGAACGGCAUUGAGCUUGCUGCGACCUACUACGCUAGUGACAACCUGAAUGAGAGCACAGCAGCAGCUUCACUGCUUGAGCCCAACAUCGACUUCUCCUCCGCAUGUAUUCAAUGUAAUGGAAUACCUUGCCAGUGUAGUCUGCCAAGAAACGUCGAGUUGGAUGGCCUAAAUUAUGUAGGCGACAACCCUUUCUCAGUUCGAUGGACUGGAUUCUUGAAGCCAGAUUAUCCAAGCACAUACGAGGUACAGCUUUCCAUUGGAGAAGUAUCGCAAAUAAAUUAUGAAAACGUGAAUGUCCUCGUAAGUGAUGAAAGAGUGCGACUUUGGAUCAACAACAAACUCCUUGUGGACCAGUGGGAAAGCCUUGAUGCGACAUCGUUUAAUGCUCCAUUAUAUCUUGACACAGUGAACUAUUUCGAUUUUAAGCUGGAGUACCUGAAAAAACCGGACCCUGCGGUUCAGCCAUUCGGAUCUGUAUUCAAGUUACGUUGGCAGAAUUCGGACGUUCCGGUUUUUGAGACUAUACCAGGAAAUAAUUUUUAUCAUGGAUAUCCCAUCCAAUCUGCCCCCUUUCAGUAUUUUGCCAAUCUUCCAGAAGUAGCAUACUCCGUGCCAUGGAAUGGUCCAACAAGUGGUGGAACUCUAUUGACCGUUGUCGGAUCAAAUCUGGGCGAUCAACCCGCACCGGUAUGUCCUGUAUCUGUCUUCAUUGGUUCUACCUUGAUUGACGCUGCUAGCGAAAGAGUAACAUGGUAUUCUUCCUCUCUAAUCCGUGCGCUUUCAAGUCCUGGAGUGGGGUGCUGCAACAACGUCACCGUCAAGCUGUUUGAUCAUGUUUCCAUGCCGACAGUCUUUGCGACAUUCUCAUACGACGCCCCAUCUUUAUACGGAGUGGCUCUAUCCAACCUGCCAAUGCGAGGUUCAAGGAUUACUCUUUUCGGGCAGAACUUUGGUGAAGCAGACUAUACGGCAGCUUCAAGAGCUGGUGGGUCUGCUGCCAUGAUCACUCAAUGGGUUUCAGACACUUCUUUGCCCUCCACGUUCAUAGCUGGUUUCAACAACUUGUACAUGGAUCUUAUCGUGACUUUGCAGUCGCAACUUCAAACUCCAGGCUUGACUGUUUCUCAAUUCUUCACCUAUGACAGUCCAAGCCUCAGAAGAUUGCUGCCGAACAAUGUACCAUCCACGUCGCUGAUCCCAACGAUUCUAUAUGGUGCAAUCUUGUCCCCAACCUUUGAUGCAAGUAUUUCAAGCAGGAUUGGUUCCUCUGCAUCGGAGAAGAGUUCCUGGAUUUCAGUAACUUCGAUGGCUAGUUUACCUGCGCAUGGUGUCGGCAAGAACCUCAUAUCUGGUGUGACCGUAGGGAAGGUUGCAGGAAGCAUUACGUAUGCGUUUUCUUUUUCGAGUCCAUCUUUUGGGUUUAACCAAUCGAUGAAUUUGACAGUAUUGGCGAAUUCAGCUUUCAAUUUCGCGUGUUUGAAUCCAACUGCAUUACUCGUUUCUAUCGGUGAGAACUUUGGGCUGGAAGGUAAGGUUCCAAGAGGCUUAUCGCACAGCCUCUCCACAGCAGUCUCGGUAUCUCGAAAUUAUGGUGGCAGCACAGAGAUUGUUUCCUCUUGGGCUCUUGUGAGCAAGGAACAGCCGGAGGAACUUAUGAUACACUGA
Molecule: messenger RNA, 2805 nt
Organism: Guillardia theta CCMP2712
Lineage: Eukaryota; Cryptophyceae; Pyrenomonadales; Geminigeraceae
Exons: 3
Coding region: 1-2805 (934 amino acids)
Source: RefSeq, a predicted model, not a curated record